This is a messenger RNA of Medicago truncatula (barrel medic), 1219 nucleotides long. Its product is annotated as protein SULFUR DEFICIENCY-INDUCED 1. Lineage: Eukaryota; Viridiplantae; Streptophyta; Magnoliopsida; Fabales; Fabaceae. Bases 77 to 1015 code for a protein of 312 amino acids. The transcript has 4 exons. The record is from RefSeq and is a predicted model, not a curated record. Gene Ontology annotation, molecular function: protein binding.
CUAUGUUGUUAGUUUUUCUUUAUGAGAGUAGACCCCCCAUUUUCACUGAAUCUCUCCCAUCUUCAUCAUAAGGUGCAUGUGCCCUCAAAAAGAGGAGAAACAGAAAGGGCAUCUUUGUGUGUUAGAAAUGGAAGGAAUUAGUGUCUUGAAGAAAAGUUCUAAAGGAAAGAAAGAAGAUCUCUAUCAUGUUAUUCAUAAGGUUCCUUAUGGUGAUACUCCUUAUGUCAAAGCCAAACAUGCUCAGUUGGUGGAUAAAGAUCCAGAAGUAGCUAUAGUGUACUUUUGGAAGGCAAUCAAUGCUGGAGACAAAGUGGAUAGUGCCCUUAAGGAUAUGGCUGUUGUGAUGAAGCAAUUAGAUAGAGCUGAAGAAGCUAUUGAAGCUAUCAAAUCUUUUAGAGGUCUUUGCAACAAACAUUCUCAAGAGUCACUUGAUAAUGUACUUCUUGAUCUUUACAAGAAAUGUGGAAGAGUAGAGGAGCAAAUUGAAUUAUUGAAAAGAAAGCUAAGACUUAUCUACCAAGGUGAGGCCUUUAAUGGAAGGACGACAAAGACUGCUCGCUCUCAUGGCAAGAAGUUCCAAGUUUCUAUCAAGCAAGAAACAGCAAGACUAUUGGGAAACUUAGGUUGGGCCUACAUGCAAAAGACAAACUACAUGAUGGCUGAGGUGGUUUUCAAGAAAGCACAAAUGAUAGAUGCUGAUGCCAAUAAGGCUUUGAAUUUAGCCUUAUGCUUAAUGAGACAAUCUCGUUAUGAAGAAGCCUAUUUAAUCCUUGAACAAGUUUUGCAAGGAAAACUUCCAGGGUCUGAUGAAAUCAAGUCAAGAAAUAGAGCUGAAGAAUUGCUUGUAGAAUUGAGUGCAAACUUGCCACAGCCUAAGUUUAUGGAUGAUUUAGGGCUUGAUGAUGACCUUUUGAAAGGAAUUGAUGGAUUACUUAAUGUUUGGAGUCCAACUAGAUCAAGAAGACUUCCCAUCUUUGAGGAAAUAUCUUCUUUUAGAGAUCAAUUGGCAUGUUAAUAUUUGUAUUCAUGUUCUUAUGUUGUAUAUAUUGUCUUAGGUCUAGGUUUGGACAAAAAGUCCAUUCUCUUCUCCGAUUUCGUAUUCUUCCUUUGCCCUUUUUCUCCUUAAAAUGGUGAGGAAAAAUAUAGAAUAAGGUUUGCUUGUAUUUGGUAAAUUAAUGAUGAAUAAUCACAGUCCUGUCAACUUCCAAAUGUUUCUUCA